AUGCUGCAUUUCCACCACAAGUUGCCCGCGGGGGGGUCCGUGAUCCUGCUCGCCUUCCUCCUCCGUGGAUGCUCCGUGCAGGCUGCGUCUCUCCCCCGCCACUACAGGCUCCGAGGUGGGGAGAGUGAUGGGCAGCCGGCCGCCUACCCACCCAGCUCAGACAUGAUGAAAGCACUGGAGUACAUCGAGAACCUGAAGCAGCGGAACGGAGGGCGACCCGAGCCCGCGGAUUACGACGAGGUGGACAAGUUCAGGGUCCUGCUUCAGCUCGCCUCGCAGCAGGACGAGAGUCCCGGGGACCGUCAGCCUGCUCCCAGCGCGCAGAGGCAGGACGUCACCGCCGAGCAGCUGAUGAAAGCCCUGCUCCAGUCUCUCCAGGACCGGGCCGGGAAAGACGCGAACCCCGGCCCCGUUUCGGCGCCCAGGAACGACCGCCGCACGCACAGGCACCGCACCAAAGACACCGAAGUCCCCGCCACCCCGGUAGAAUACGGUAACUUCCCCAGACCCCACAAGAAAUACCCGCUGAUGUUUGAGGACGAGGAGAACACAGACGCCUCCAAGCGGGCCACGGAGGACCUGGACGAGCAGUACACGCCCCAGAGCCUUGCCAAUCUACGGUCCAUCUUCGAGGAGCUCGGGAGGAUGCCCAGCACCAUCGGAGGCCAGAAGAGAGACGUGUUCGGGGAUGAAGACGAUGAGGGGGAAGAGGACGGCUUCAGCCUGAGGAGUCAGGCCUACGACGACGUGGCCGGAGGAGAGGAGUGGGUCCCCGUGGAGGAGAGGGAGGAGACCGAGGAGAUGGUCAACGGGAGCCACGAGGAAAUGGACAGGGCGCUCGGUGAGCAGGAGGAGGCGGAGAGGGAGGAGAUGCAACGCCGGGCGAGCCAGAACCAAGAGGAGGGUGACGACGACACCAAACUGGUCGAUUACUACCUGUUGAAGGUCCUGGAGAUGAGCGACCGGACGCAGAAGAGGGAUCAGACCGGGGAGCAGAGGAAGAGACUGAUCCGCCCCUCCAUCCUCGAUCCGAGGACAGUGAAGGAGUUGCUGCAGCUCUCCCUGAAGCUCCACGUCCCUCCGCAGGACCUUAUCGACAUGCUGCUGACAGAGGAGCUCCGGAAGCUCCACCGCGACCCCCAAGCCUCGGCGGCUCGCUUCCCGACCGGCCAGGCCCCAAAGAUCAGGUACUACAGCCGCAGACUGCCGCUGAAGAGCAAGCCCGUCCCGGAGGACAUGGACAGAGAGGACUUUUUGGACAUCAUCGGCGUGGAGACUAUCAGUAACGAGUAUCCUGUGGUGCAGAGACCCGUGAAGACCGCUCCCUCCUCGGAGAGAAUCCCGGUGGCGUCCAACCCCGUUGCAAAACCCGUUCCGGUUAAGAUCCCUCCUCCGUCCGGGCGCAGGGAAAACCUCUUCUUGUCCGAGCUCAACAAAAUGCCGCUGAGACGUCAGGCUGAUGUCGCCGAUGAUGAAGAUGAAGGUGGCGACGUGGAAGACGAGGUGACUACCUACCUGGCGGCCAAAAUCCUCACAGAGUACCCAAACACCAUCACCAAGAGGGACACCCAGGCCCAGCUGAAGGGACAGUUCCCCUACGAGCUGUACGAGCGGGUCAUGAAGGACUACCUGGGUCAGGCGGACACUGAGAAGAGGCCAGUGGCCAAGAGGGAGACCGAGGUGGCCACGGAGGAGGAAAUAGAGCCCACGGAGAUGCAGGGGAAAGAGGAGAUGACGAUGGCGAAGACCUCGGCUCCACAGACCGUAAAUGAAGAGGUGGAGGAGAAGGAGCGCCGUGAGAAAAAGGUGGCCGGGAUGUAG
Messenger RNA from Anoplopoma fimbria (sablefish), 1821 nucleotides. RefSeq names its product secretogranin-2b-like. Gene Ontology annotation, cellular component: secretory granule. Lineage: Eukaryota; Metazoa; Chordata; Actinopteri; Perciformes; Anoplopomatidae. The record is from RefSeq and is a predicted model, not a curated record.